UGCUCUGUAGAGGACCCUUGGCCGAUAGAGUGGUAAACACUUUAAAGAAACAGUAUUUUCCUGGUAAAGAAUGCAAACAUUGACGGCCAUUGAAUUAUUAUGACAUCGGGUGGAACUGGGGAACUACUGGCUUAUUCGGGCACCCCAUUAGCGAUGCUAGCAGCUCAAUGUAACAAAAUUACCAGCAAGAGCCCGCCCCCUCUGGCCGAAGCUGCUGUUGGAAAGGGAUUCCAUCCAUGGAAGAAAAUAUCGCCUGGAGUUGUCCAGGCCCCAUCGCCUUUGUCUUUUGCGGCCCAGAAAAUGACUGGCCCUCAUUUUGCAUCAGGGUCACCUAUAGGUUUAAGUAGAGUCUCUACACUACCCAGUACUUCAGUAAGUUGCGGAAAUGACCUAAUAUAUCAGUCUGCAUCCUCGCAACAACAAAUGGCAGAUCCGAGUCAGUCUGCCUUGUUGCAAAAGAUUCACAACGAGUCCACCUUUACAUCCCAGUCUUUGGGAGGAAUGUACCCGAGGGUUCCCGCAGUAUCUGCUCAUCCUUACGAAUCAUGGCCUUUCAGUGUUUCCGGCUCCGGUUCACACGGCUUAAAAUCAGAGAUGACGUCAUCAGUCAAUUCAACCUCUUCAUGGUGGGACAUUCAUUCCUCUCCAUCAAACUGGAUUACGGACAUUGCAUCGAAUUCCGGAAGUUUUCAUUCCCAACUGCCUACAAACUACCCACCCUCAGAAUAUACGCUUGGGCACCCAUCUUCCCUAUUAGCAACAGGUCAAACUAUUUUACAAGAUUCAUACAAAUCUAUCAUACCGGGUCAAAGUGAUCUCACUUCCGCCAAUGUUUCGCCAUUCUUGCCUCGCCCCUCUGUACCGGGAAUAUCUAGUCCACGAUCGCAGCGCCGCUAUACCGGAAGAGCUACAUGCGAAUGCCCAAAUUGCCAUGAAGCGGAACGACUUGGGCCAGCAGCAGCUCAUCUCAGAAAGAAAAACAUUCAUAGUUGUCACAUUCCCGGAUGUGGAAAAGUUUACGGUAAAACCUCUCAUCUUAAAGCUCACCUACGCUGGCAUACCGGCGAAAGACCGUUCGUCUGUAAUUGGCUUUUUUGCGGGAAAAGAUUCACGCGGUCAGACGAACUUCAGCGCCAUUUAAGGACACACACAGGCGAGAAAAGAUUUGCUUGUCCGGUGUGUAACAAGAGAUUCAUGAGAAGUGAUCACUUAGCUAAACAUGUCAAGACUCAUAGCGAGGGCAAAAAAUCAGGAAGCGGGUCAGAUUCAGAAUCAGGUCAGGAUCAAAAACCACAAAUCGAUAUCAAACCUUCGGAAAGUGAUUUGGCCAUAAAAGAUAGCGGAGAACUUCAUUGAUUUUACAAAUAGGAUAAAAAACUUUUUGAAUUUUCAAUACGUAAUUUUUAAAAACAUCGUGAAUAUUUAUUUAUAAAUGUCAGAUGUACAGAAUUGUUAUUUCGUCAAAUGUUUGCUGUGAAAUUAAAAAUUUAACAAAAUAAAAGACAAACAAUUUUUGCAAAAGCGGUCGAUGAAUUUCAAAGACUAAAAUGAGGGGAAUAUUUUCUCUAUUAUUGAUGGGACCCUUUCAACGAAGCUUCAAUGGAUUUUUUUCUUGAAAAAAAAAAUCUGAGUAAUUAUAGGUUUGAUCGUGGCUUCUCUGAGAAAAAAAGAAUGUGAGAAAAAUUAAGAUUUUUCAAAAGGUUGCCAGUAUCCCAAAAGAAUGAUUGUCUUCUUUUCAACUCACGGGAAAAUUUUGUUCUAUGUUUGAAUUGUCGUAUAUUGUUAUAUAUGAAAACAU
Saccostrea cuccullata (small rock oyster) is the source of this 1798-nucleotide messenger RNA. Its product is annotated as transcription factor Sp9-like. Gene Ontology annotation, biological process: regulation of transcription by RNA polymerase II. Bases 100 to 1356 code for a protein of 418 amino acids. The record is from RefSeq and is a predicted model, not a curated record. The transcript is spliced from 2 exons. NCBI's taxonomy places the organism in Eukaryota, Metazoa, Mollusca, Bivalvia, Ostreida, Ostreidae. Gene Ontology annotation, molecular function: DNA-binding transcription factor activity, RNA polymerase II-specific; RNA polymerase II cis-regulatory region sequence-specific DNA binding.